AUGCCUCAUAGACUUUUACAAGAAACACUUAUAUUUGGAGACAGCGAUAUAAUAUUAACUGAAGAUAACAUAUUCUAUAAUUUGACGAUUAAAAAUUUAAUAAUUGAAUCAACUGCAAAACCAUUUCAACUUGUUGCUGAAUCAUUGAAAAGAUUACCAAAACUUGAAAAUCUUCGACUCGAUACUCAACCAAUUUUGAUUAAAAACACAACCACUAACAUCACCGGAUUUGAGGAUGACGCAUUUAAUGGCCCUGACAGUCUCGUUAGUCUCUUAUUACAGUAUAAUCGCAAUUUGACACAUAUUCACAAAAAUUCAUUUGGUCAAAUGACGAACUUAAAAACACUUAUACUAAGAUCUAAUUCAAUAGAGUUAAUAGAAAAUGGAGCAUUUUCAAAAUUAAAGAAUCAUUUAUUAUUUCUCGAUUUAAGUCGAAAUAAACUACGUGCAAUUUCAGAUAAAACAUUUGAAGGUAUCAAAUCCAUUAAACAGCUUGAUCUUUCAAAUAAUAAUAUAAUAAAUUUUAAAUAUGAUCCGCAUUCAAUGUCACUCGUAUAUGCAUACAAUAAUAGUCAACUGUUUGCUGUUAAUGGAUCGAAAAAAGUUCAAGUUGAAUUAUUGUGUCAUAUUGAAAAUUGGUGGACAAUUUGUAUCAACGGGACAAUUGCAACAUCAAUUACAUUAAAUGAAAUUGAUCAAUUUUGGCAAAUAUCUGAUGCAGAAAAAAAUAAUUUCCAGAUGGAAAUAUCAAUUGAUAAUAUCACAUCAAUACGAGAUGAUGCAUGGAAAAACAUUGAUAAUCAACUAACAAUAAAAAGUUUAAUUCUCACUAAAAAUAUUCAAGAUGGACUCGAACUUCCAUCAUAUUCAUUCAAUGGAUUAUCAAAGCUAGAAAAUCUUGAACUUAAUGUUGGACCAACAAUUCUUGAACGUGGUGCAUUUUACAGAUUGUCUAAGUUGAAUCGUCUCAAAAUUGAAGUAGAUGAAACUCAGCAGUACUUAUAUAAAUCUCUGCUGAAUUUACGACUCUUAACUUCUUUAAAUAUUAUUAAAAAUAAGUCAAUCAGUGUUUGCGGUAAUCAAUUUUCAGAAAAACUUCCACCCCUCUUGUAUCUCUCUUAUAUCAAAGGUCCUUUUACUGUAUUACAUAAAAAUUCAUUUAUUUGUUUACCAAGUCUUAAAUAUUUGCGAGUAACAAGAACACGUUUGAUGACAAUUGAACCUGAUGCAUUUUUUGGACUCGAUUAUUUAGAAAAAAUCAACUUGUCUUACAAUAAAAUCAAAAGUAUCGUCAUGAAUGUUUUUAAUAGUCUAAGAAUUUUAAAAAGACUUAGACUUAAUAAUAAUGAAAUUAAUGGCUUUGAUAUGGGAUCAUUGAUGACCAUCAAUAAUGAUUAUACACUCAUCAAUGUAAGCUACAAUAAAAUAGAGAAGAUAUCGGAGGGAACAUUCGGCAAUAUGACAUGUAAAAUAUUUGAUAUACGAGAGAAUCCACUAUUGUCUACUACCAGGAACAUCAUGGGAUUUCCAGCUACUAUUGGAGAACUUAUUGUUAGAAAAGGACAUCGUAUACAUUAUGGUGACUAUUUGAAGAAUAAAGACGAUGAACCGAAACUUAAGUAUACUAGAUAUACAGAUUUAGGAAAAGAUUGUCAUGUGUAUACUGAUGAACCCGCAACAUUCCCAAGAACUGAUUGGCGUUCAAUGCGUGGUAAACGAGAAUCAAUACUAAUACAAUCUGAAUAA
Molecule: messenger RNA, 1746 nt
Organism: Aphidius gifuensis
Lineage: Eukaryota; Metazoa; Arthropoda; Insecta; Hymenoptera; Braconidae
Product: toll-like receptor 3
Exons: 3
Coding region: 1-1746 (581 amino acids)
Molecular function (GO): protein binding
Source: RefSeq, a predicted model, not a curated record